GACGAUGAUCAGAACACUUUCCUGUUCAUGAGGAUUCCUCUCGCCUCCGCUGGCCCUCACUUUGCCUCGGGAAACAGUGUGCUCACAUCCAUUGGGUCUUUGGUGAGGGAUUGCCUGGACCCAACGAGGCAGGGUUCCGAAGGACAGGUGUCCGUCUGGGACCCGGUUGGCUACGGUGUCAGUGAGGGGGAAUCGCCUGCUGGAGCUUGGGGUGACAGCUCGAUUAUGCCCUGGGACGGGGCGAGCGAGGGGCUGGAGCUCAGACCCCAGGCACCUGACACUGGAGGAACAGGACGUUGCUGUCUAUAUCUCCAGAGGAAAGAUAUCUGCUUGCUCUGCUUGGCCUGUGCAUCCUGGGCGAUGAAAUGUCUGAGCUCCCAGUCAGACAUGUGGAAAGCAGCUUUGCUGGUGAACUUCAGCGCCAUCUCUGCAGUCAGAUACUUCAGACAACACGUGACAAAAGAGAAAAGCAAAUGUCUUCCGGGUUCCUGGACGUCUGUUGAACAGCCACGAAAAUAACAACCGUCGCAAGACCCUAACGCCACGCACCCAUUGUCAUCUCUCUCUGGUAACACAACUGUUAUCAGGUUGGGGGUAGGGCAGAAAAGCUGCUAGUUAUUUGCUGUAAAUGCUUUGAGAUUGUGGGUUCAAGCGAGUGAAAUCAUCAUCACUCGAGCGCAAUAGUGAGUGGGUGGAUGACGGGGAGAGAGGAGGCAUUGCUGUACUGUCUGAGGAUCUCUCCGUGGGAGACAGUUCACCCAAUGAAUGUGGUAAGUGUUUGGGAGGUUGGUUGGGUUUGAACACCCCCUCACUCUGGACUUUCACUCGUACGUUACGUUAACAAAGUCGCUUAAGUGAGAUGUUGGGCAAAUCACUUACAGCUCAAGCCCAUUUCAGGAGAGGAAGGCAGAAUGAGCAGAGAAAGGAUUCCAGGUCUACGGAAAAGAUCAGACCUGCAUAUUGGGGUCUUAAUUUAGGCAAGACAUCUUAACGGGAUGGAUUCCUUAAUAAAUCGAGCUGCAAAAAAAAGGGGAAAACCUCCUUCCGGGUAUCUGACUUCGCAUCGAUCCACGGGAAUUCUGCUCUAAGCGUGAUCGACUUCGAACAGGAUUAAAAGCGGGUUAAAGAAGGCUGCACGUCAGAGCCAGUUUUUCCCCCCCCUCCCAAAACCUUUUCAGGUGAGGACCGAGCGAGCACCAGGGCAAGCAGUAACUGCACUCAGCCACGCUACAUCAUUACACUCCAUCGAUUAACUAAACCGUGAGCUGCUCACGUAACACAAUCAAAUUCCACGCCCGGUGACCCUGUGGAAUAGAUGUUGAAAUCAGCGAUACACAGAGGCACAAGAGAGAGACACACACACACACACACACACAGAGAGAGGAAAACCCUCUAAUCUGUCCUCACAUUUCUGCCGUUGAGAGUGCCGCAGUUUAGGCCCAGUGGCGCUGGGCUGGAAACGGGAGGUGAACAGAUACUCUGAUCUCCUAAUCCCUCUUUCUUCCCAGAAUAGUGCAUUGAAACAGUUUCCUGACAAUCACUGACCGACUGACUCAUACGAUAGGUGAUGAGCUCAGCCGAGCUUGAGUCAGCGACGACGGGAGAGAAAUAACACGCAGUAAAACUCCUGCUAUCUCAACCCUGGCUUAACUUGUCACUACCGCUUAAGUCCAUCAUACUGUUAAUCUCUGUUUACCCAGCAGUAAGUAGGAC
This is a messenger RNA of Callorhinchus milii (elephant shark), 1713 nucleotides long. It is a transcript of the gene perm1a, whose product is annotated as PPARGC1 and ESRR induced regulator, muscle 1. Bases 28 to 519 code for a protein of 163 amino acids. Gene Ontology annotation, biological process: response to muscle activity; regulation of DNA-templated transcription. The transcript has 3 exons. Lineage: Eukaryota; Metazoa; Chordata; Chondrichthyes; Chimaeriformes; Callorhinchidae. Gene Ontology annotation, cellular component: cytoplasm; nucleus. The record is from RefSeq and is a predicted model, not a curated record.